Molecule: messenger RNA, 813 nt
Organism: Carassius carassius (crucian carp)
Lineage: Eukaryota; Metazoa; Chordata; Actinopteri; Cypriniformes; Cyprinidae
Product: olfactory receptor 8G17-like
Exons: 2
Coding region: 1-813 (270 amino acids)
Biological process (GO): G protein-coupled receptor signaling pathway
Cellular component (GO): membrane
Molecular function (GO): olfactory receptor activity; G protein-coupled receptor activity
Source: RefSeq, a predicted model, not a curated record
AUGGACAACCUGACCCUUAGACACAGCAUUCUCCUCUUAGAGGGACUGAAAGUUACACCUCAAUCUUCAUAUCCAGUUUUUGUCCUGCUUCUCUUGGCUUAUAUCUUUACAAUAAUAUCCAACAUUGGACUUAUAGUUCUGAUCUCAACAGAGAAGAAUCUACAUCAUCCUAUGCACUUUCUGUUCUGUAACUUGCCGUUGAAUGAUAUAUUAGGGACUACUGUCAUUUUGCCACGUUUAAUGCAAGACAUUUUAAAGGAAACCUCAGAGCGCUAUAUCACAUACGUGGAGUGUGUUAUUCAAGCAUAUUUUGUACAUGUAUUCAUAGCUGCAUGUCACUAUGUGCUUAUGUUAGGACUCACUGUGAGGUUAUCUCACUGCAGAUCUAAAAUUGAAAACCCUUUCUGUGACAAUGCCUCACUGUUUAAACUGUCCUGUGAAAGUGUUGUCAUAAAUAAUGUGUAUGGAAUUAUUUACACUGUGGCUGUACUCUGCUUUUCAUCGGUAUCUAUAUUUUUAACAUAUGUCAAGAUUGCUGCUGUAUGCAAAAGUAGCAAAAGCCAAGCACUGAACAGCAAAGCUAUAAAAACCUGCAGUACACAUUUAGCUGUUUAUUUAGUCAUGUUUUUUUCUGGUGCUAUCAUGACGUUUCUCCAUCGUUUCCCUGAAUACUCUGACAGCAGGAAACUAGCCAGUAUAAUGUUUCACAUUGUACCACCAGGAUUAAAUCCCUUAGUAUAUGGUUUACAAACCAAAGAGAUAAGACAAAAAAUGGCUACCUUUUGGUGGAGAAAAAAAGUAAUUUCUUUGUAA